Messenger RNA from Spirodela intermedia, 756 nucleotides. The record is from the annotation of a GenBank genome assembly. NCBI's taxonomy places the organism in Eukaryota, Viridiplantae, Streptophyta, Magnoliopsida, Alismatales, Araceae.
AUGGCCAGCGUUGCCCUAAUUGUCUUUAAUGGAAGAAACAGGAAUACGAGGUCGGAGAGGACGAACCCAAAGCACGGCCACCAUGUCGUCCUCCUCGAGCUUCUCGUCCCCGUCGAGCCCGAUAAGCACGUCGACGAAGUCUGCACCGUCGCUAUGUUGAGCAGCAGGAUCUCUGGGGAUCCUGUGCUCUGCUAUGAUACCGCGAACCAGUCGCCGGACGUUGGGAACAAGCUCGGCGCAGCGAGCGGUGACACGGUGGGGGUCGUAGAGUGCUCCGAGCCAGGGGAGAUGGUCGGACCAGUUGAAGGCCCCGAGAAGCUCGAAGCCCUCCCUCACCAUGCGUUUGAUCUCCGCCGCCUCUGGAUUACUCUCCGACCAGUCGUCGUAGCGCCGUCCGAAGACGCUGCCCAUGAUGUUGUUCAGCGCGGCCAUCUGCAAGUGGCGGCGGAGGGAGACCUUCCCGCGAGAAGACUGCUCCGCCGCGACGGACUCGAGCAUGGAGCCGCAGUCGGCCUGCCGGCUCGGCUCGUGUGCGGCGACGCGGCGCGGGGCGAAGAGGUGGGAGGCAGCGACGCGGCGGAGGAGGCGCCAGUAGGCGCCGCUGGGAGCGAAACCCAUGGCACGGCCGAACAUGAGCUCGCGGGCGGAGCGUUUGAGCGGGCGGUCGGCGAAAUGUGGGUGGGAGAGCAUCUCGCGGGCGAUGGCGGGGUCGGAGGAAACUACAGCGGGGGUGGCGCCGAUGGAGAAGGCCAUUAG